Messenger RNA from Setaria italica (foxtail millet), 3375 nucleotides. RefSeq names its product protein NBR1 homolog. Gene Ontology annotation, molecular function: protein binding; zinc ion binding. Bases 145 to 2736 code for a protein of 863 amino acids. NCBI's taxonomy places the organism in Eukaryota, Viridiplantae, Streptophyta, Magnoliopsida, Poales, Poaceae. The transcript has 7 exons. The record is from RefSeq and is a predicted model, not a curated record.
CAACCCAACCCCCCACCCCGCCCCUCCGCCCUCCCGAUCGAUCGUCCAGCAGGGUUUCCGCCGCCUCCGGUCGCCCCCGCCGCCGAGGCGGCAACCUCCUCCCCCCGCCGGCACCCAGGGUCCGCGGGGGACGUUCGCGCCACGAUGGACGCUUUCGGGACCGCGCCGAUGGGGUACGGCCGCGCGUGGCCGCUCGUCGACGACUCCCGGGAUCUCGUCGUCAAGGUCAAAUAUGGUGACACUUUGAAGCGAUUCAAUGCUCGUGUUAAUGGCUCACACUUCGAUCAUGAUCUGCCUGCCCUUCGGUUGAAGAUUGCAAGUGCUUUUAAGUUCAGUCCUGAUGCUGAAUUCAUUCUCACCUAUACUGAUGAGGAUGGGGAUGUCGUCAUGCUGGAUGAUGAUAAUGAUCUACGAGAUGCUGCUAUUAAUCAGAAAUUGAACCCUCUUAGGAUUAAUGUUCAGUUGAAGAGCAGCAAUGUUGGGGCAGCUCAGACAAAACAGCAGGCCACAAAUUCCAAAUCUUCGAGGUCCAUCUCUCUCGAAGAUCAACUUGCCCAGGUGAAAUCAGCUAUUGAUGAAGCUUUGAAGUUUGUGCCAGAGCAAGUCCCUGCUGUCCUUGCAAAAUUAUCUCAUGACUUGCGUUUUAGAGCUGCAUCAUCUGCACCAUCAUUGGCUGAGUUGCUGGACCGUUUUGCUAAACUGAUAACACGAGGCAGCAACAUGCAUCCUUCUUGUGGCUUUGCUGAUAGUUCUCAAAAAUUGAGAAGUGCAAAGGUUAAGCUUGAGUCUGCCCUUGUCACAGGUUCAGCUUCAGAGACCUCGAAUGGGCAAAAUUCUGGGAUAUCUGAAGCUGGUCUUAGGGGUGUGCUAUCUGAGGAUCCCAAUGCUAAAAUUGAACAGGUGCCAUCAUGCCCUUCAGUUAGGGAUUCACUGGUUUUUACUAGUUCAGGUGGAAUGAAAGGUGAUCACAAGAGAAGUCUUGAUUCUGAGAUUAAGAUAAAAUCUGAUGCUCACAGUAAAGGAAAAUCUGUAUUAUCCUCUUGGCCACCGGUUUCCACCACUUCUCAUGGCGCUCCUGCUCAAGGAUCUGUUCCUGUACCAUUUAAAUCUCUUGGAUCCAUUGGAAUGGCCAAUGGUGAUAUAAUGCCGCUAUUCCCUCCCCCACCAGUGUACCAACCUCCCACACCUGUACUCUACCCUCCUACACCAUUUUUGACCCCCUUAAACCCAAUCUCUGGAGCUAAUGGAAAAACUACUGUUGAUCUGCACUCAACGUUCCCCCCUCCACCCAACAUCUAUAGCCCUAUUAAGUUGAAUACACCUUCAUCUGUUGGUACAUGCUGUCCUAACCUCUACUCUACUGGGACUUCACACAGAGAUGGCACAGGCCCAUUGUCUAGUUAUGUACCCAAUCCAGAAGGCAUCAACUCUUUUGGGAGCUCUUACAGAGGUCUUGGUACCAAUUAUAGGGGCAACCCCCUAAAAUAUGCACAGCAUAGAUGGAUACAAUGCGAUGGAUGUGGGGUGACGCCAAUUGAUGGGCCUCGCUACAAGUCUAAUGUUAAAGAAGACUAUGAUCUGUGUGAUGCCUGUUUUUCUCACAUGGGCAAUGAGGUUGAAUAUACCAGAUUAGACGGUCCUGCUUCAAAAAGUAACAUGAAGAUCCUUGGGAAGGUUCCAGCAGUCAAAACUGACAGUCGCUUCAUCAAGGAUGUUACUGUCCCUGAUGGAACACCAAUGGCACCUUCAACUCUGUUUACCAAGAUUUGGCGCAUGCGUAACAAUGGGUUUAGCAAGUGGCCGUAUGGUACCCAGCUUCUCUGGGUUGGUGGAGAUCGCUUAACAUGUCUGAGUUCAUUCAGAUUAGCGAUUUCAGCAAAUGGGGGGCUAAAUCCUUGCGAAGACACUGAUGUUACUGUUGAUUUUCUUGCCCCUGCGAAGCCUGGUAGGUACAUAUCUUACUGGAGAUUGGCACUACCCUCAGGUCUGACAUUUGGUCAGCAGAUUUGGGUUCAUAUUGAGGUGGAGCAGCCUAUUCAAACCAGCGGCGGCAAACAGGCUGCUGCAAGAAACCGGAAUCAGCUCCCUGAAGCUAACAGCACAAGGCCUUCUGCAUUCAAUAUAAACAGUGCUCCUGUAAAUUUUUUGUCUGGAUGGCACGGCAGGCUUGAAUGUGAAACCAUGGAACCCAAGGAAUCUGAACCAGUUCCUAGUGAUAUGUCCUCUGCCCCAGCAGCAGUUGAACCGGCGCAAAUCCCAGUUACUGAUGCUCCUGCCUCAUCUGCCGAGGCUGCAUUGGCUUCGAUGCCUGCUGCUGUGCCUGCACCUGAAGCAAUUCUCCUGCCCAAACCUGUGCCUGUGCCUGCACCUGUUAGUGCAUCCGCACCUGCACCUGUUGCUGCUCCUGUUAGCAUGCCUGUGGUUGCAGCAGCACCUGCUGCCCCUUUGGCUGAGGAAGUCGUCAACCACCUGCUGGAGGAGAAGAUGAUGAGUGAGCUUGAGGUACUGGGUUUCAUGCAGGCUGACCUGAACAAGCAGAUACUGAGGCAGAACAACUACGACCUGGAGCAGUCUGUUGUCGAUCUCUGUGGCUUCAACGAGUGGGAUCCCCUUGAGGUGUUCUCUGAACUGGGUUCUGAUGACACAGUGAUGAGCGAGGAGGUGGUGGUUGACAACAGCGAUGACGAAGGAUUCAUCGUGGCGGACCUCAUGACCAAGGCGAAGAAGGAUCAGUGAUGGAUGACGACGUGUGCGGCAGUUCCUAGUAACCUUUCUACAGAUAGUGGUAUCAAAUAAGUAGACAGAAGUUAUAGAUUGCAGUGGCAUGAAAUAAGUAGACAGAAGUUAUGCGGUGUGCCCGAACCUUGUGGGAUGUGGCGGUUGCGUUGCGGUGCCGGUUAAUGAUCACCAGGGCACUGUGGCCUACGAGUGAUCGAUCCUUCUGCUGAAACAGCUAUAAGCUAGUGCCUGUUUGGAUCCAAGUGUUAAUGGGUAAAAGUGCUAAAGUUUAGCACCUCUAUGCAUUAGCACAUCCAAACGGGAGGGGAGGGGGCUAAUGGGAGGGUUAAACUUUAGUCCACCUAGCUGGUGGGGAGGGUGCUAUGAAAAGAUAAAAAGGUGAGAGGAAAAAUGUGAGGAGCUAAUGGGUGCUAUGAAAAGAUAAAAAGGUGAGAUAAAGAGCAAAAGUGAUAUUUUAUGGACUUUAGUCCUAUUCAUUGGUCAUAUCUAUAAAUAGGAGUGCUAAUGGGUGGAAGUGUUAAAUUUUAGUAGAUAGGUUAAAUUUUAGUAAUAGCAUAUCUAAUAAUAGCACAUCUAAACUACUCUUGGUAGUUGAAUUCCUUAUGCAUAAUAUUACCGUGGUUCUAUUACCUUUAA